This is a messenger RNA of Rhinichthys klamathensis goyatoka, 3832 nucleotides long. It is a transcript of the gene csrnp2, whose product is annotated as cysteine-serine-rich nuclear protein 2. The coding region runs from base 661 to 2229 and encodes 522 amino acids. The transcript has 5 exons. Gene Ontology annotation, cellular component: nucleus. Gene Ontology annotation, biological process: regulation of transcription by RNA polymerase II. The record is from RefSeq and is a predicted model, not a curated record. Gene Ontology annotation, molecular function: sequence-specific DNA binding; DNA-binding transcription factor activity, RNA polymerase II-specific. Lineage: Eukaryota; Metazoa; Chordata; Actinopteri; Cypriniformes; Leuciscidae.
UCCUUACUCUAUUGUUACAUUGUAACAAACCGGGGCAGAAGAGAGGCCCACAGGGUCCUCGGGCCGACAGACACUACACAUCAUUUUUUGUUUUUUUCUUUCCUUCGAGGUGGAAAUAUAACGUUGCGAUUUGUCUAAACAUAGCGCAGAACACAACCACCUAUCCGGAGGGGGAAAAAAACCGAAGCUCGGCUCUAUUUGGUCUUUUUGAAUGCAGGCAUUUUAAAGGAUCACCUAGAGAUUUUAUCUGCAUGUAUUGGAUGCAUCUACGUCGGAAUUUUAAAUUUUUAGUGAAUGAGGUUCUUGUCUGUCUUCGUCUGCCCCGUUUUUAAUCUAUACAGAGCUUGAUUGCAACGUUAAAUGUUCGCAUAGGCUUCUUGAUACACAGACCCCCAUUUAUAGACCAUGUCAAGACUAAUGUCCAUUGUUUACGAUGCUUAAUUUUUCGUGAAUAAACUGCUAUUUCCUCAUUGGUCUGGCCAUUUCGAUGGGCUGAAGUCGCCGUUGUCUGUCAUUUUGUAACCUUGUGGAAGUCUAAAGCUGAAAUAGGCUCUAAAUCCCCCCCAAAAAAGAGAACCAUCCAAAUAAAGGAAGCACGGAACGAGCGACAGCUUCGCCGGUUUAAAGGCUCUCUAUUUCUGCCCAAGACGCAGUGUUUCCAUGGAGACAGUGUCAUCUCGCGGCCUGAAGCGCAGAUUUGAGGAGGUGGACAGCGGCUCGCCGUGUUCCACACCCAAAGAUUCAGAUGAUGACAUCUCCAGCAGUGACAGCGCUGAUAGCUGCGACAGUCUCAAUGCUCCCUCCAGCUCUCUAACACCUCCCUCCAUUCUCAGAAGACACAAAGUGUCUUUAGGUCGUAAGCAGGUACGCUUUGAUGCGGUGACGGUCUACUACUUCUCCAGAAGGCAGGGCUUCACCAGUGUGCCCAGUCAGGGUGGCAGCUCCCUGGGCAUGGCGCGCCAUCACUGCGCUAUACGACAUUACACCCUUGGCGAGUUUGCACGAGAACAAGAGAGCGGCCACAAGCAUGUGCUGCGUCAACACUUACGCCAAGAAAAGCUCAAUGCUCGCAAGUUAAAGCUGACACGGAAUGGAACUGUAGAUUGUCCUGAAGCGGAGUUGCUUACCCUGGACGACAUAUCCGAUGAGGAUCUGGACGUUGAGAGUGUGGAGGUGGACGAUUGCUUCUUCCUGCAGCCUCUUCCUACCAAGCGGCGCCGGGCACUAUUGAGGGCCUCAGGUAUUGCCCGUAUAGAUGCCAGAGAAAAGGCUGAUCUGCGUGCCAUACGUUUGUCCCGGGAGGAGUGCGGUUGUGACUGCCGCUUCUACUGUGACCCUCGGCACUGCGGCUGCAGCCAGGCUGGAAUUAAGUGCCAGGUGGAUCGGAUGUCCUUCCCAUGUGGCUGCACCCGUGAUGGUUGUGGUAACACCGCCGGCCGCAUUGAGUUCAACCCUCUUCGUGUGCGUACCCAUUAUCUCCACACUGUCAUGAAACUCGACCUGGAAAAGAGAAUCCUGUUGGGUGUUAGGUCUGGAGAGGACUGUGGGGAAGAGACAGAGUUAGUCUCCUCGCCCUCUCUGUCUCUUUCUCCCUUGGACUCGGAUGUGGAAAGCCAAAGUGUUCAGGAGCUGCAAGAGGAGCAGUGCGACAGCCUGGAGCGUGAGAACGAAACGGCCGUGCUUCACCUACAAAGUGCAGAGGAACGAGAAAGGAGACUGGAACAAGAGGAGCAGCAGGUCGAGGAAGAGCAGAACGCCGACCCAACCCUUUGCCUCCUGCAGGGUGCCCUGUCCAGCCAGGCUGGGAUGGAGGGCAUGGAAGGUGUUGAGGGAGUCCUUCUAGAGGGGCCUUUUCCUGAAGGUGCCACCCUGCUGUGUAUUACAGAAAACCAUCCAGAUGAACAGACCCAGCAGAGGCUGCUCAAAGACCCUUCUUCUGUCCUCUACUAUCAGGUAGGCCACGUAGAGACGGCAGCCUUUGAGACGCUCCCAGCAAAAGUAGAAGAGGCGGUGAGGGAAGGUGAUGAUCCAGAGACGAAGAGCGUUCGGCAAAAACAAGAAACCUGCGGGCAGGAUUCGGCCAAGAGCUUGUCUGUCGAAGUACCUCCACCUUUCGAGGAUGGUGGCGAAGAACAUCUUUGUCCAGAACAGGCCUCAAAUGACGGGGAAUGCCUCGAGACGUGCCUGGCACUGGAUGAAAAGGCAGUACAACUUCCUCCAGAAGUGUAGAGCCCAUCAACUCUGCAGAUGUUUUGCACAAGUUAGUCAUUAAAUUCAAAGAGAGCCUACUCCACACAGUGCGAUAUCUUACAAUUCUGCAUAAUGUUAUUCAAUGUUAAUGAAACAUGUUACCUUCAUGGGUUUGUAUCCAUUUUAGCUGGAGAUAAGCAUGUACUGUGUUUGAAGUAGGUUGUCUGUGGUAAAAAUGAGUAAUUAAAAAGAAAAAAAUAGAAUAAUUUAUUUAAGAAAAAAUGAAAAAAAGAAACUCAAGAAGAGCAGAGAUCCUGAUCUGACAAGUGUUGUUUUUUCCAAUAUGGUAUCGGUUCAUUACUUGAUACUGGUGGGGAAAUGUGGCCUUUAUGUCGAGGAGCAAGCAUUUUCAGGAUUAUCCAGCGGCUUCUUAUGGCCUUCUAGUUUGUAUAGUUUCCAAUAGCGCACCCCGACAACUAAUUGGCACUGACCAGAGGGUAUAUACUAACGUUAAGUUCACGUUUCGUCGGAAUUACUGCAGUUAUGAGAUGACAACUCUGAGCUGUUCAUAUACUCUGACUCAGUUCUAUAGCAAUGCUCAUAACGCCAAAAUGUAUCCAUGCGCAGCUUUGUUGCUUAUGACAGAAAAAUCUCUUCAUUAACUUGGAAUGGAAUGUACUUGGAAGAGUUUUAAUCAAAUUCAGAGGUUCCAACCUUAGAAUUACACAAGUUCCCAAAGUUCCUCAUUAAAACAAUGGGUUUUAAUCCUCAGAAUUCUGUAAUUAUGGUAAUUCUGCCAGGGCGUGAAUGCAACAUUAGUAGUAUGCAUAUGGCUAAUGCUAACGCAGUGCUAAUGCUAAGAGAAGGGGUUGCUAAUUUUUGAUGAGGCUGCUGUUUGUAGCAUCCUUCCUGUGAAUAGACCCAACAAUCCUGGAAAUACUUGGUUUUCAUGUACUGUACAAGUGUUUUGCUAAGAGCUAGCAUGAAGAUGAGUGAAAAAGCUGCUUGUUCUCUGUAUGCACGUUGAAAACUUGAUUCGUUUGAACUUGCUGACGGGGAUCAGGAGGAUAAAUGAAUGUGCAAGCCAUUUGCAUAGCAGUUCUUUACUGAUUUAUCGUAGUCUUGACCUUACACCGUUUGAAGCUGUAGCCUAACGUCCCAGUUCGUGGACAUUUAUUUAUUUACCACCGCUUUGUAUUGUGAGGGCGAGGACAAUGUGUUUAAUGUUUGAGUACUGUCACCUACAAUCAAAUGUUUUUUUUUUUUUUUCAGGAGUGAAUGAGUUCGUACACAUUUAUUGCACAUCAAGCCUUUAAAGAUUACAGAAGAGAUUCUAGCUGUAAUUUUACUUCAGGUAGAAAGUAAAAAUAUUGAGUUCUAUGUAUGGGUGAAUAUCAUAAAACCAUGUCCAGGUCACAUUUUACUCGAAAAUCUAAAUAAUAAAUAAAAACAAGACAUUUUACAUAACUAAAAUAAAGCCUUUUUUAGAACCAUAAAGAUUUUUUUGUGACUGUUCCACAACAGUUCAGCACAUUUUACCUGCAAAUCCCAUUACUGUAGUGCAUCCACGUUUUAUUUUUAUUUUGUACAUUUUAUUACUCUCAAAUGGCGAAUCUCAUAUUUUAAUAUAGUAAUCUAAUUA